Macadamia integrifolia is the source of this 976-nucleotide messenger RNA. RefSeq lists its product as uncharacterized. The coding region runs from base 441 to 731 and encodes 96 amino acids. Lineage: Eukaryota; Viridiplantae; Streptophyta; Magnoliopsida; Proteales; Proteaceae. The transcript has 4 exons. The record is from RefSeq and is a predicted model, not a curated record.
GGUUGGACCAAACUAUUACCUUCCUAGACAAGAGGGAGAAGAGACUAACUGGUUUGCCGCCCUCUUCUCUGCGGUCCACGAUCUACCAUCAGCCACUGCUCGCAGUCGCAGAUGUAUCUCUCCUUUCUUAGUUUAGAGUUUUUGGUAGAUCUGUUUCUUCCCUUCUUAGCCUAGGUUUUGGGUUUACCUUUCUGGGUAUAGAUCAUUCUCCGCCUACCUUAGCCUCUUUAGGGCAACCUCGGUUUAAGUGCCUAAAGGAUUUCUUUCUUUCAGAGAUAAUUGAAUACUGAUUUGAGUUGCAAAGGCUUGGGAUCUUUUGGUUUGAGCUACUUUGCGGAUCGGGUGUUGAUCAGCUUUCUGGCAGACUUGGAAAGACAAAGCAUGCUGAGUUAGAGAGUGAAAAUCCUUGUAGUAGAUAGAUUAACAUUAAGCAGAAAAAGAUGGCAUUGAGGCGUUUUUUUGGGCUUUCUGAUGGGGACCUGAUGAGGUCAGAUGCAAAGCCAUGUUCAAGAUUAAUGAGGCACACAGCGGGAGUUUUCUCUGUAGGUGGAGGGCUGGCUUUUUGGGUUCUUUGUCGAUUGCAUUAUGGUCCAAGGAUAACGGUUCCGAGGAGUCUCAGGUGGGCUGCUUGUGGAGCUGUAUCUGUGAGCUCAACCACUGCUUUACUGGUUCGCCUUUUUAGUCCUGAAUGUGAACCCCAAAACAUUGCAGCUUUUGACAAAGGAAAAUGAAUUUCAAUGGUCUGAGAUUUGGAGCUUCAUAUGUCAAAUUAGUUUUCAUUGCUCUCUUCUUGCAAGAGUAGGUUAUUGUAAAAGUAAUUCACAGGAGACCUCAUCAUGGUAUUAUCUUCCAAUGUGGUAAAUCACUGACUUUGUUCUUUUUCCCAAAAUUGAUCCUUUCUUAUUACAAGUUAAACUUGGUGACAUCUUUGGAAAAAAUAAAAAUCCAAUAAAAUUCAUAUUGAUAUUUGCUUUAA